Hylaeus volcanicus is the source of this 3840-nucleotide messenger RNA. Its product is annotated as unconventional myosin-If-like. Bases 235 to 3774 code for a protein of 1179 amino acids. The record is from RefSeq and is a predicted model, not a curated record. Gene Ontology annotation, cellular component: microvillus; plasma membrane; cytoplasm. Gene Ontology annotation, biological process: vesicle transport along actin filament; actin filament organization. Gene Ontology annotation, molecular function: actin filament binding; microfilament motor activity; ATP binding. NCBI's taxonomy places the organism in Eukaryota, Metazoa, Arthropoda, Insecta, Hymenoptera, Colletidae. The transcript is spliced from 21 exons.
UCGAUCAGUACACGUCGGACCGUGGCACGGUUGAGUCGCAUCUUCUGUUCGUCGCGUGAAUUAUUCAAAAUCGACGUUCCGCGAUUGUCGAUGGUGCUACACGUGUACCCGCAUAACCUGCCGCAAAUGUUGUUUCCAAUUGUAUUUUCGUGAGUGCCUUUCCCAUGUGCCUUUCUCGGAUACGAAGUGUUUAAUUGGAUACAAAGGAGUAACCGAAAAGCCGAAUUCAUUGUAAUGGUUUAUCAUUGGCAGAGUCAAAAUGUCAAACUUUCAGGAGUGGAUGAUAUGGUUUUGCUCCCGAAAAUUACGGAAGAGACUAUUACUGAAAAUCUUCGGAAGAGAUAUAUGGAUGACUACAUAUUUACAUGCAUCGGCCCCGUACUAGUAUCGAUCAACCCCUUCAAGCAGAUGCCAUAUUUCGGAGAGAAGGAGAUAGAAAUUUAUCAAGGAGCGGCCCCGUAUGAGAAUCCACCACACAUCUAUGGACUUGCGGAUGACAUGUACAGAAAUAUGUUAAUUGAUUAUGAAAGCCAGUGUGUUAUCAUUAGUGGUGAAUCUGGUGCUGGAAAAACUGUAGCUGCGAAAUAUAUAAUGUCGUACGUCGCAAGGGUCAGCGGUGGUGGUAAGCGUGUCCAGAAAGUGAAAGAUGUAAUUCUGGAGUCCAAUCCCCUUUUGGAAGCUUUUGGAAAUGCAAAAACCGUUCGGAAUAAUAAUAGCAGCAGAUUUGGUAAAUACGUACAAAUGCAGUUUGAUCGUGGUGGUCAACCAAGUGGAGGAAAAGUUUCAAACUUCCUCUUAGAGAAGUCGAGGGUUACUUCUCAUAACUGCGACGAAAGAAACUUCCAUGUGUUCUAUCAACUAAUCACGGGUGCAAACCAACAAAUGAAAUCCGAGUUUGGAUUAACGGACCUUAAUUAUUAUCAAUAUCUCCACUAUGGUCAAAACCACAGAGUUGAGGGCAUCAAUGACGCUCACGAAUUUCAAGAAACAUUAAAAGCAUUAAGCGUGAUGGGAAUAAGCGACACGGAGACAACUAAUAUUUGUAGAAUAGUUGCUGGAAUACUUCACAUAGGAAAUAUUGAAUUUGCUGAGCACGAAAAUUAUUCACAAAUCAGUGAUAAAAACACUCUCGAUUAUCCAGCUUAUUUACUUGAAAUCUCCGCAGACCAACUAGCCCAUAAAUUAAUAUCACGCGAGUUUGAAUCGAAAUGGGGUGGUCAAUCUGAAAGUGUCGAUGUCACGCUAAAUGUGGAACAAGCUCUUUAUACUCGAGAUGCUUUGGCGAAAGAUAUCUAUUCCAGGCUCUUCGAUUAUUUGGUCAAAAAAGUUAAUUGCGCUAUGGAGACUACUGCAGAUAGUCUCGAGAUUGGAAUUUUGGAUAUCUACGGAUUUGAAAUCUUCGAGAAGAAUGGAUUUGAACAGUUCUGCAUCAAUUUUGCCAAUGAAAAAUUACAACAGAUCUUUAUAGAACUUACACUGAAGGCUGAACAGGAGGAAUACGUAUCGGAAAAUAUAAAAUGGACCCCGAUAGAGUACUUCAAUAAUGCUGUCGUCGUCGAACUUCUCGAAGGGAAACGUCCACCAGGCCUUUUCCUGUUACUCGAUGAUGUGUGUGCCACUCUUCACGGUGGCGGUACUGGAGCGGAUGCAGAUUUGCAAAAAAAACUUACAGUUGCAGCUGGUAAACAUAAACACUUUCAAAGCACAACCGAUGGAUUUGCCAUUUCUCAUUAUGCUGGAAUGGUUUCUUAUUCAGUUGAUGGAUUCUGUGAUAAAAAUAGGGAUGUACUUUUCCUAGAUCUCGUGGAGUUAAUGCAGACAAGUACAAAUCCUUUGGUUCGUAUGCUGUACCCACAAGAAGCUCAAGCUCAGAAAACAAAGACACUUAAAUCUAGACCUACCACUGCUGGUAACAAAAUACGAAAUCAAGCCAGUGAACUAGUCAAACAAUUAAUGAAAUGCACUCCGCAUUACAUUAGGUGCAUUAAACCAAAUGAAACAAAGAAACCUCGCGACUGGGAUUCGGUUAGAGUAAAACAUCAGGUGGAAUAUUUGGGCUUAAAGGAGAAUAUCAAAGUACGUAGAGCUGGGUUUGCAUACAGGACAGCAUUCUCGAAAUUUCUGCACAGAUUCGCAAUUCUCACAAAAGAAACGUGGCCAUAUUGGUCUGGAGACGAGAAAGAGGGUGUGAAGUGGUUAUUAGCUAGCCUUCACGUUGAUCAGUCGCAGUAUCAACUUGGAAAAACAAAGUUAUUCUUAAAAGAUCCUGAAAGUCUUUUCAUGUUGGAGGAAGCAAGAGACCGCAAAUAUAACAUGUACGCCAGGGUGAUUCAAAAAGCAUUUAAAAAAUAUUUCGCUCGAAAGAGGCAAGAUCAGCAAAAACAAGAAGCAGCUGAUUUACUGUUUGGCCAUAAAGAACGUAAACGAGCAAGUUUGAAUAGAAAGUUUAUGGGAGAUUACAUUGGAUUAGAAGGGAAACCACAAACGAUGAAUUUAAUUGGAAGAAGAGAAAAAGUUUGUUUUAGCGACGUAGUAAAAAAAUAUGACAGAAGAUUCAAGGUGAGUAGAAGGGACCUUAUUCUAACUAAUAAACAUUUAUACCUAAUCGGUCGAGAACGAAUAAAGAAAGGUACAGAGAAAGGAAAGUUAGUAGAAGUUAUAAAACGGAAACUUACAUUCAAUCAAAUCAGUCAUGUGUCACUAAGUACUCUUCAAGAUGAUUUUUUUAUUGUUCACACAAAAGAAGAUUACGCCAGUUUAUUGGAAUCGCUAUUUAAGACGGAAUUUUUAAUUGUUCUUAGUAAAAGAUAUGUCGAAGAAACUGGACACAUUUUGAACAUAAAAUUUAGUAAUAAUUUAGAAUUUAAAGUAAAAAAGGAAGGUUGGGGAGGUGGGGGAUUGAGGCAAGUAAUACUAACGCAAAUGGAUCAAGAAAAUGGCGAUAAAGAGAUUUUGAAACCAAGUGGAAAAGUUUUGAAUGUCUUUAUUGGACCAGGUUUGCCAUCCACCACAAAACCAAGUUCUAAUAGAACACCAAUGGUACCGAUGAGUCCGCAGUAUUGUAUAUCGAAACGGGCUGCACCAGUUUUGCAACCUGCACCACGAUCAGCUGUGAAUAGGCCAACCCGGCCAGCUCCACGUACAAACUUCGAACAAAAUCAGGGUUUACCAACUGAAAGGCCUCCUUUGCAAUUACCUAAAACUUCAAAGCCACCGCGACUUAAUCGUACGAGUAUUCCACCAAUGCAAGUACAAGAAAAGAGUCAUGGAAUGAAACAACCAAAUAAAAUACAGAAUAAUUUACCUCUAAUGGGCAUGUUUACUAAUCCCAACGGAAAAGCACGAGGUUUACUGAGGUUUCCCCCACCACCGACUGAAUCACCACCACCUAACACGCCAGCUAUAUCAUCAAGAUUUAAACUUCCAUCAAUCAACAGGAACGAGCAGACAAACAACAAUAGCGUAGGCUGCAAUAAGGAAAUACAAACAGUUCAAGAGUACAAUACUAAAUCAGUAUUAGAGAAGACUAACAGACAACUCGCAUCUAAUGUUGUUUUACAUAAUAAAAAACCUCCACCUCCACAAAAACCUUUCAUUCCUAAAUUACCUAAAGCUAAAGUUUUGUACGACUACACUCCGCAGGAUCUCGAUGAACUAGAGCUCAAAACAGACGACAUUCUUGAAAUACUCAAAGAACACGAAGGUGGUUGGUGGCAGGGAAGAUUGAAAGGGAAAACGGGACUCUUUCCAUCGAAUUAUAUUGAAAAAAUAUGAAAUAAUAAAAUCGUGUAUUCCACACUUAGGAAACAAACCAUGAUUUUAAUCGAAUGAAAAAUUUCU